AUGUUCAACAAGACAGCGGCCAGUGUGGCCGUUGUUGCCGUUGCAGUGGCGCUUGUGGCAAGCAUCCUCAGCGUGAACGCCGUGUUCACAACCACGUGCCCCGACAAAGCCUCCUGCGCCUUCUGUGACAUCACCAAUGGUGUGACAACCUGCUAUCAGUGCCGCAACUCAAAGUACCUGUACAGCGGGUCCUGCCACGCGGACUGCUCCGCGUUUCCAGCCUACAUUGAGGCCGGCGAAGGCACCAUCAACCGCGAGUGUGUGCCCAGGUGUGAGACGGACACCCAGUACCGUGGCUUUGAUGAUGCGUGCCGUGAUCUGACAACCUGUAUGCAGGACACGCAGUAUGAGAGAGUGGCGCCGACCUUGUCCUCAGACCGCGUCUGUGGUAACCUGACGCAGUGUGCGCGUGGUUGCGCCGGUGGCCGCGACACUGUCACCAGCGAGUCGUGUCAGUGCAACGCCUUCUGCCACACGUGCACGCGUGUUGGCGACGAUGAGCCAAUCUGCACCAUUUGCAGCUCCUCUCGCUACUUGUUUCAGGGCAGAUGCGUUGACACCUGCACUGGCUUUCCCGGCUUUUUCAACAGCGGCACCGGCACGUUCAAUCGCCGCUGCCUGCCGACGGAUCCAAGCAACACCGACCACCUCGUUGACGUGCCCCCAACAGCUUACGAGGCACAAGCCCCGACCGCCACAUCCAACCGAGAUAUUCACGUCCCGCCAUCUGUGCCUCUUCGUCACCCAAUAGUGUGCGCGCCAUACAGCACGUGCAACGACCCCUUGUACCAGAAGGAGGCACCAACACUCACGUCGGACCGCAUGUGCGACGAUAUCACACAGUGCACGUCUGCACAGUACCAGUCUGUCGCUCCAACCAUCACUUCGGACGCCGAAUGCAAGAACCUGACGACGUGCGUGGAAGGUGCCACGUUUGAGCUUGUGGCACCAACGGCCACCACAGACAGGGCCUGUGACGACUGUGCCACGUGCGAAGAGGACAGUUUCGAGACCAGCCCCUGCACGCUCACGUCUGAUCGCACGUGCUCGCAGCCGUGCGGACCAUGCGACCCGAACCAGUACGAGACGGUGCCUUGCACAGCAAGCACGGACCGCGAGUGCCGCAACUGCUCUACCUGCGUUGGCGGCGAAACGUUCCUGCUUGCGCCUUGCACAGCCACACAGGACACACAGUGCAUGGAGUGCGCACCGUGCGAUCUCGACACGCAGUACGAGAGCGAGGCGUGCACCGUGUCCACGGACCGCGUGUGUCUUGAGCUGCGCACGUGCACAGAGGAGGAGAUUGAGGUGACACCGCCCACCCCAACCUCAAACCGCGAGUGCGCGCCAAAGCCACCCUGCCCCGACGGCGAGUACGCUACAGCACUGCCUACACCGACAACUGACGCAGAGUGCGCCCCUGUGAGCGCGUGCACGGUGCUGUGCGCUGCAGGCUUCACCAACACGGGCGCCUGCAGCUGCGGCACAUCGUGCAACACGUGCUUCCUCAACCCGUCUUCCAGCGAAACAUACUGCACGCUCUGCCAGGGCGGCCGCUAUCUGUACGACGGCACGUGCUACCAAAACUGCGAUGGCAUUGACGGUUUUGUCGGCAUCGGCUCAGGUUCGUUUGGGCGGCAAUGCAUUCCCUCCGACCCAGACACCACGCUGCCCACUCCAACCCUCUUCCUGGAAUUCGAGGCAGAUGCACCAACAUCAACCACGUCCUGCUCUGCCAUUUCCUCGUGCGAGAGCGACGAGUAUCAAGUGGCAGCACCAACUGACACAUCAAACAGAGUGUGCAAGACGAUCAAGGAGUGUGUCGCUGGCUUUGAGUUUGAGUUGGAAGCGCCAACCGCCACCUCAGAUCGUGUUUGUCGCGGCGGCGCCGUGUGCCGGUCUGAUGAGUACGAGACAAAGGCGCUCACACCUACCAGCAACCGCGAGUGCACAGCUCUGGAAGAGUGCGUUCCCAACGUCAACUACGAGACAGUGCCGCCGACACAAACGACAGACCGCACCUGCACCCCUGUCACCCCGUGCGAGGACACGGAAUUUGAGCUCUACCCAGGCACCUUCACCAGUGACAGGGUGUGUGCGCAAAUCUCAUCGUGCCGCGAGAACCAGUACAUCCUGCGACCAGCCACGGCAACGAGUGACACUGUGUGCAACGCCGUGGACACGUGCGCUGUUGUGUGCCGCGAUUUUCAAAUCGACGGCACGGGCGGCUCGUGCUCGUGCGGUAUUUCCCGCUGCACCGCCUGUCGUAUCGAUUUGGCGGAGCGCGUGUGUGUGCAGUGCAACGAAGACAACGUUGUGUUCGACGGCAUCUGCCUCUCGUCGUGCCCUGAGGGGUACACCGCGUCACCCCCGGACCUGUCCCCUGCGCGCUUCUGCGUUCCCAUUGGCGCCAACGCCACUGCCGAGCCGCUCCUCGACACCCAGUUUGAAGUCCUCCCGCCAACACCAACUUCGAACCGAGAGUGCGAGGAGAUCCGAGACUGCGAAGCGGACGAGUUUGAAGCGCUACCGCCGACUGCAACGAGCGACCGCCUGUGCCAGCGCAUUCGCAACUGCACGCAAACACAAUGGCAGACGGCGCCACCAACAGCAACGUCAGACAGGCAGUGCAAGCAGCUGACUACCUGCCGAAGCGGCAUCUCAACAGAGGCCAUUGCGCCAACGCCCACAUCCGACCGCGUGUGUCGCCGCUGCUCCACCUGCCCCGAUGACUCGCACGUUGAUGAGGUGUGCACCAUCACCUCAGACACGGUCUGCGCCAACUGCACCGCGUGCGUGCCUGGCGAAGAGUACAUGCUGCGGCCCUGCCAAGUUGCCACCGACACCCUCUGUGUCCCGUGUCAACAGUGCGUCGCCGGCGAAACCUACCAAGCGCAGCUGUGCUAUGGCGACCAAGAUACGACGUGUGUCGAAUGCGCCGAGUGCGGUGCUGACGAGUAUCAGGUGGCCGCGUGCACGCCCUUGUCCAACACAGAGUGCUCCCCUCUGACCACGUGCCGGCCGGACGAGUACGAGACGCGUGCCCCGACUGCCACCACCAACCGCGAGUGCAAGGCCAUCACCACGUGCGAGCAAGACGAGUACAGGACUGUGCGUGCAACCGCUACGAGUGAUGCCGAGUGCCGCUCGCUCACAGCGUGCAGGGAUGAGCAGUUUGUUGUGGCCAGGCCCACGCCAACCACCGAUCGCGUGUGUCGCAACUGCACAGCAUGCAAUUCACGUGCGGAAUAUGAGCGCCUGUCCUGCUCCUCCAUUCGCGACACUGUGUGUGCUCCAAUCUCCAAUUGCACUGCACGUUGCGAGUUUGACAACACCGCCCAGUACUGCAAGCUGGCUGGCUCAGUCACGCCGUGCGAGGCGUUUUGGACUGCAGACGAUUGUCCGCUGGACCGAUGCGACUUUGAUCCCUCAGACCCGAUCCUGCCGUGCACCACAAAGCCAGAUGACGGCAGCGGUCAGGAGCCCAUCCCCGACUGCUCGUUGCUGACCAUGCCCUUCUGCAAAGGCGCGUGCGUGUGGGACACCGACACGCUGACUUGCCGCGUGCGCGCGUGCAAUGACUUUGAGAAGGCGAGCGACUGCGUGGCUGCGGGGUGCGUGUACGAGCCAAGCGUUGGCUACUGCCGCAACGAGGGCGAGCAGGUGCCGUGCAGCCGCUACUUCACCGCAGACCUGUGCCAGACACAAGCGCGCUGUGCGUUCGACACAACAGCGAGCGUGUGCUACCCUGCUGAUGGCACGCCACCGUGCUCGGCCUUUACCAUGCUUGGUGCAGACGCGUGCCCGCUCUCCUUUUGCGAGUACGACGCACGCGCAAGUGUAUGCAAGGAGAAGGGCGAGCUCACGCCCUGCAGCCUGUACCCGACACGCGACACGUGCUCUGUGAUUGGGACGGAGUACGAGGUGGCCCCGGCAACGGCAACAACAGACGCCGUGUGCAAGCGCGCAACAGAGUGCACCGACACCCAGUAUGAGCGGCUGGAGCUGCUGCCCAUGCGGGACCGCCUGUGCCUCAACCUCACCGUGUGCGCAGAGAACGAGUACGAGACGCGCGCGCCAACAGCAACAUCCAACCGCCGCUGCAUGGCCAUCACCACGUGCGAUGCAGACGAGUACGUGUCCACGCCGCCAACAGCGACCAGCGACGCAAACUGCUCUGCCAUCACCCCGUGCACGUUCAAGGAGGGUUUGCCUGGCGAGACGUACGAGAUUGCGCCACCAGGGCCAUCGUCUAAUGCACAAUGUCUGCCCAUCUCAUCUUGCCGCUCAGACGAAUACGAGGAGUUGCCUCCAACGUUUACCACAAACAGAGUGUGCCUGCGCGUGACCAACUGCAGCGUGCUGGUGGAGCAGUACGAGUCAAUCCCCGCGACUGCAACAUCAAACGCCGUGUGCGCAAACCUGACAGCGUGCACACCAAGCGAGUUUGUUUCCGUGCGUCACACCGCCACCACGGACCGCGAGUGCGACGAGCUGAGCACGUGCGCGGGGGACCAGUACGAGGAGAGCGCCCCAGUUGCGGGCACACGGUACUACGUUGAAGACCGCGUGUGCCGCAACAUCACACAGUGCGACUACGACACAGAGUACCUCUUGCAACCGGCGACCCCAACCUCCAACGCCGUCUGCGAUCCCAUCACGCCCUGUCCAAAUGAGGACGGCUUGUACCAGAGCACGCCGCCAACCAACACCUCCGAUGCGCAGUGCGCGCCCAUCAAGCAGUGCGCUGAGGACGAGCGCGAGCUUUUGCCGCCAACACCGACGUCCAACCGCGUGUGCGACCUGGAGGGGGUCGUGCAGUCACAGCUGCGCAUCACGGGCCUCACCCCACAGGACUUUGACAACAACACGGCGCUGGUUGACGGCUUCAAGGCCGCCGUUGCCGCGGUUGCCGGGCGCAGCAGUCCGCACCUCGACACGACACGCGAAGACAUUGCCAUUCUCUCCAUCACUGCCGGCAGUGCCGUCAUCCACUUCACCGUCGCGGUGCCCGUCUCCGCCGCGCAGCUGGUGUUUGAGAGCCUGCAGAACUACGACGCCGUGCUGGCUGAGCUCUUGCGCAACCCGCUGUUUGAAGGCGUCACUGUCACGGAUAUUGUCUGCGAUCCAGACACGGAGUACGAGGUUGUGCUUGACAUUGGAUUUGGCCUCAAGGCGUGUGCCCCAAUCUCCGUCUGCAACACCACAGACGUGCUUGCAGAUCGCAUGGGCUUUUUCGACACGACAACAUCCACAACCACAACAACCACAACCACCACCACAACCUCCACCACCACCUCCACCACGACGACGACGACGACCAUUAUCGUGACGACAACCACAACCGCGUCCACCACUCCUGGCAGCGGCGAUGGCCAGCCCUUCACAGCUGGCAGCAGCACAGCGAGCACACGCAGAAGCACGCUGCCAUCAACAACCACGACAAGCAUGACCCCAUUCCCUGUUGAAAUCACCACGACCCAGCCGCAGCUCACCAGCACCACCAGCACCACCGCUGCCGCCGCCACGACAACGACGACGGUGUCGCCGUUGCUGGCGCUGCUCGACAGUCCAUAUCUGCAGUACGAGGCGGCAAUGCCCACCGCCACCUCUGAUCGCAUGUGCCGCGCUGUCACCGUGUGCAACGCCACCCAAUACGAGGCGCAGCCGCCAACAGCCACGUCAAACCGAAUCUGCGAAAGCCUCAGGGUGUGUGCGGAUGACGAGUACGAGACGCGGGCGCCGACAGCAACUUCCGACCGCGAGUGCAAUCUGCUGCGUGUGUGCAUGGACGAUGAAUAUGAGGUUGUGGCUGCAACCACAACGAGCGAUCGCUGGUGCGAUACCCUCACCACAUGCCAGGAGCGCGUGUCAUAUGAGUCGGUUCCACCCACGCCAACCAGCAACCGCAACUGCUCUGCGUGCAAGACGUGCGACCUGGACGUGGAGUUUAUCAAGCAGCCGUGCACCGUCCUGAGCAACACGGAGUGCGACGAGCUCACCACGUGCAACGCCACAUCGUUUGAGGCGGUUGCGCCGACGCCGAGCACAAACCGCGAGUGCCAGCUCAUUGCCACGUGCGAUUUCAGCGUCCAGUAUGAGACGCGGGCGCCGACAGCGACCUCUGAUCGCACAUGCGCGCCGCUCGACGUGUGUACGCCAGCGGAGUUUGAAGCGCGCGCGCCAACGGCCACAAGCAACCGCCUGUGCAACACCACCGCGGUGUGCACGGCCGCACAGUACGAGACGCAGGCGCCAACACCAACAACCGACCGCGUGUGCGUGGCGCUGGACGUGUGCGACCCAGGCACCCAAUAUGAGGACGUGGUACCAACGCCAACCUCCGACCGGCUGUGCUUGCCGCUGCGCGUGUGCACCGAUGGCGCAGAGUACGAGGAAGUGCCACCGACCGCAACCACAAACAGGGAGUGUCUGCCGAUUGAGCCGUGCGACUCUGGCCAGUUCAUCGACGUCCCCGCCACGCCCACGUCAAACCGCGUGUGCGCACAGUGCUCGCCGUGCCCGGAGCGCAUCGAGACGCCAUGCAACGCGACGCACAACACGGUGUGUGCCGGCUGCUCCACAUGCCGGGACGACCAGUUUGAGAGCGCAGCGUGUACGCUGCUGACAGACACGCUGUGUGAGGACUGCACACCGUGCACCGAAGGGGAGACGUACGAAGACACGCCGUGCACUGCGUUUGAUGACCGGCUGUGUCUGCCGUGCAAACAGUGCACUAUUCUGCAGUACCAAACUGCGGCGUGCACGCUGACAUCCAACACAGCGUGCGCGGAGCUGGCAGUGUGCGACCCGGAGACGCAGUAUCAGCUGCUGCCGCCGACACCGACGACAAACCGGCUGUGCGACGACUAUCAGCCAUGCAACUUGGACGACUACUAUGUUGUUGUCGAGGGCACGGCCACCAGCGACCGCGAGUGCCAGCUGCUGCGCGUGUGCAGUGCGCUCGAGUACGAGAGCGUGCCCAAGACGCGCACGUCCAACAGGGAGUGCACGGAGCUUGAGCAGUGUACCUCGGACGAGUACGAGAAGGUGGCGCCAACGGCAACGAGCGAUCGUCAGUGCGACCUCAUCACGGAAUGUGGUGCUGGUCAAUACGUGCGUGCACCGGCCACGCCCACGUCCAACACGGAUUGUGGCGACGUGACGCCGUGUGGUGUUGAUGAGUACAUCAAGGUCCCCGCCACCGCCACCAGCGACAACACGUGCGAUGAGCUUCGCGUGUGCACGAGUGGCGAGUACGAGACAGUGGCUCCAACGCUCACCACCAAUCGCGAGUGCGACACCAUCACCCCAACCUGCGAAGUUGGCCAAUACCAGCAAGCCGCGCCCACGGCCACUUCGGAUCGCAUGUGCGAUGACAUUUCAUCAUGCCAGCGCGACCAGUUUGAAGUUGUUCCACCAGGGCCCACCAACAACAGAGACGGGCGCGAUUUGACCGCUGCGUGCAUGUCAGCGCUGAUUCAGGCCAAUGUGUGCGGUAGUGAGACUGUGUUUGACGACACAGAGUACAAUGCGCGGCCACACUGCUCGUCCUGCCGCCAGCUAGGCCUCAGCUCCAUCACCUGCCAAUCUGAUCUCAUGUCGUGGGUGCGGCCGGUGUGUGCUGAUCCGUGGGUGGAUUACGUGUCUGUAUCGCUCACCGCCACAACGGACAGAGUGUGCGCGGCGCGGCGUGUGACAACGCCUUCACCGCCGACGGUUGUGGAGGGAUCAAGCAGCACUGCCAGCAUCAGUGACGUGUGGAUUUACACCAUUGUCGCUCUCGCUGCCCUCCUCAUCCUCGUCCUCAUUGUCAUCGCCUAUCGCAGACACGAGAGGACUGAGUCACACGCAGUGCAACCACUCCAGGAUUUGGAAGGAACGCCCUCUUACCCAGCGAGCCCGGCGAGAAAGCCAGACCCAUGGGGCGAAACGGACUCACUUGCCGGCAUCCAGUCGACAUAUCUGGGACCAAACCCGGCGUGGGUGGCAAACGCAACGUUCCGUGGUGAUGACGCCGCGCAAGCAACACCGCUCUCGCCAACCAACGCAACGCUUGGCAUGUAUGGUGAGCCGAUUGUGAUGGAACAGACGUCCACGCCGCCGCCCUCCAGCACCGCAACAGCAACGCCGACCACAACGGCAGCGGCGGUAACCACAGCACCUGCGCCGGCACAGCAGCAGAAAGAGCAAGAGCAAGAGCAAGAGCCAUUGCAGCAGCAGCAGCAACAGGCAGCGAGCAUGGAAGAGGGGUUUGCACCCAGCCGCCCCAUUGUUGCGUUUGCACCACCACCAGCGUCCACCCCUCCUGUUGACACCGCCAACGCCAACGAUGAUGAGGAUGAUGACGAUGAUGACGAUGAUGACGACUACCUGUCGGCAGCGGCUGCAGCGGCACAACAACAACAACAACAACAACAACAGCAGCAGCAACAGCAGCAGCCGCAUCCUGCUGCUGUUUCUCCGAGUGAUGUGGACGUACAGUUCUCAGAGAACGACCUGCCUGCACCUGUGCUGGUGCGACCGGCAUCAUCAACGCCACACCACGAGCCACAGCCGCAACAGGAACAGGAACAGCCGCAACAACAACAGCAGCAGCAGCAGCAAGGUGCUCAGAGCACGGAUGAUGUGUUGGCGCGGUAUGGGGUGACGCCGCAGUAUGAGUAUGGUGACGGGGAGUACCCGCGGUUCCAGGCAGAGUCAUCGGCCCGGGACACGCGAUCGUUCGCCCUCGACGAUCCAAACGCAGAGGUUGUCGAGGCACCAUCAACACCGCCGCUGCGGUCGCGCAGUGCGUCCACAUCGUCGUCUGGGCGGCGGGCCAGCUUCCUCGGCCGCAGACGCAACAGUCGGUCCUCAACACGGCGCAACUCAACUGCUGAGCUCGACUCACACUUGUAG
This is a messenger RNA of Salpingoeca rosetta, 8901 nucleotides long. RefSeq lists its product as uncharacterized. The transcript has 24 exons. NCBI's taxonomy places the organism in Eukaryota, Choanoflagellata, Craspedida, Salpingoecidae. Gene Ontology annotation, molecular function: protein binding. Bases 1 to 8901 code for a protein of 2966 amino acids. The record is from RefSeq and is a predicted model, not a curated record.